This is a messenger RNA of Adelges cooleyi (spruce gall adelgid), 1195 nucleotides long. RefSeq lists its product as uncharacterized. Gene Ontology annotation, cellular component: extracellular region. Gene Ontology annotation, biological process: innate immune response; regulation of Toll signaling pathway; central nervous system formation. NCBI's taxonomy places the organism in Eukaryota, Metazoa, Arthropoda, Insecta, Hemiptera, Adelgidae. Bases 168 to 947 code for a protein of 259 amino acids. The transcript is spliced from 6 exons. Gene Ontology annotation, molecular function: growth factor activity; Toll binding. The record is from RefSeq and is a predicted model, not a curated record.
GGCCGGUGUACAUCCAAUAUAAUAUUUAGUAUGUCUUCAGAGGCGUUUUCGCGCGUAAUGCUCUCCGUCCGUUCGGCCGUCCAUCCGCAGCACAACACUUUUUACGCGUGUGCGUUACCGCGUUAUUCCUAUUAUUGUAUGUGUUAGAUUAACAAUGACAAACAGACAUGGUUAGCGAGUGGUGGGCACUGACGUUGAUACUGUCUGUAGCCUACGGACACGCGCCUUGUCAACACUUGUAUGGUGGGUGUGCAUACAACGAGCCUUUCGUGCCUGCGCCCGUCGGUCAGGUCCCCAGGUGUGUUCAUCACUACAAUGGUGACGUCACGUUUUGUGAGAAAAUAGACAGAUACCCAGAGCGACUGAUUAGCUAUCUGGUGAUGAAAACGGACAAAAACUUCAAAACAUUUUUUAACGAAGAAAAAGUAGUUGAUAACCCGUAUUAUAGAAAUCAUAACCAAUACAACGAUACUCAAAUCGAUUUUGCCGGUUAUCCUGAUAGAACGUAUCACUUACCAGCUGAUAUUUCCUUAACCGAGACUCCUUCGAAUCCAAACCAAAACUUCCAAUGGCAAUCCAGUCAAAGUCAGGGUGGUUACAAAAGGCGGAAAAGACAAGAAGAUUCGGAUCAGCUGUGCCAGGUCAACAUAAACAAUGUUUACCCUAGGGCUGCUUUGAACACACAGGGUGAAUGGAAAUACGUAGUCAACAUGGUCAGGACGCCUUCCGAUAUGUAUACACAGUCCAUAAGAUCGGAAAUUUGUGCAGCUCCGGAACAGCCAUGCAAUGGUAUUUGCGACCCACCGUUCGGGUUCACUACGACAUGCAAACAGAAGUAUGUCCAAAAACGGUUGGUAGCAUUGCAAGGGACCGGAGAUAAUUUGUAUGUAGACGUUUUCUGGUUUCCACAUUGCUGCUCCUGUACCAUUGGCAGAGUCGAACAAUAAAAAAUAAAAAAGACAUAAUUUUAUAUUUUUGCAACUGGUUUAUUUGCAUUGAAAAAAUGAAUUUGUGUACCGACAAAAAAUAUUUUUAUUUAAUAUGACUCAUUUGCAUACGAUUAUUUAACUAUUUUUUAAUAUACUACUUUUGUGUGUAAAAAUUAAUACGUUUAUUAGAAUAUAAUGUUUUAUGAUAUUGUAUUAAGUAUGAAUUUACGGAUAAAAACUUUAUUCUUGUAAUGCUCCUCUCUAUA